CCCUGGGGGCGGGGCCAGGAGCUCUGAGGAGGACCCGUCAGCAGCGGGUUGUUAGAGGAGUCCCCAGGAUGGAGCAAGAUGGACAGGUUUGGGUUUGAAGGAUCGAGUCCUCUCAUAAAGACCCGUGUGACUGACCGCGGAGAGCAUUUCUUCCUCUAUUCGGUGGACCUCCAGCCCGCGGAUACCUGGUGGAGACCCUGGUGCCCCGGCUCUUUGUCGUUACCAGACCCGCUGGACCAGCAGCUAGCCUCCUAGUGCUAACUGUUAGCUCGCUAGGAUCCGAAUCACUCAGUGGCUCAUCAGAAUAAAACUGUUAAGAUUAAUAUUCUAUCGGGAUAUUAAUUUAGAGCUGUCGGUUACCGCAGUACCUCCACUGGGUGUUAUUUAGUGUAAACCCACACGUAGCCUCGGCUAGGCUAGGUGGUGCUCACCUGUGCUAUGCUAGCUAGCUUGUUGUUCAUCCAGCAGCCCAGAGCCGCUCUGCGUGUUGUUUUGAUCAUGAACGCCAGGCGCAGUGUCCCUGGUCGGGUCUACAGAGGCGGUGAGCUCGGUUUUAGUCCGGGUGUCGGUGGGACUACACACUGUAGUGCGCUCAUAGGUUUGAUAAGCCCCAGUUCGUAAACACAGUGACCCACACGGCUUCAGUCCGCCUCUCUCCACUGGACCGGGUCCGAACUCAGCGAGUGGAACUGGAACCUACACACGACAAGACCUACCCAGAGUCCGCCGAGUCGGGACAUCCCGGGACAAAGGGCUCUUCAAACGGUUCCCGAUCGGCCGGGGAGGCGAUGGGCAGCCAGGGUAGCCCGGUGAAGAGCUACGACUACCUUCUGAAGUUCCUUCUGGUCGGUGACAGCGACGUGGGCAAGGGGGAGAUCCUCGACAGCCUCCAGGACGGGUCCGCGGAGUCUCCCUACGCCUACAGCAGCGGCAUCGACUACAAGACCACCACCAUCCUCCUGGAUGGCAGAAGGGUCAAACUAGAACUCUGGGACACCUCGGGACAGGGACGAUUCUGCACCAUCUUCCGGUCGUACUCCCGCGGGGCUCAGGGGAUCCUGCUGGUUUACGACAUCACAAAUCGAUGGUCAUUUGACGGAAUUGACCGGUGGAUCACAGAAAUAGACGAGCAUGCACCAGGGGUCCCCCGGAUCCUGGUGGGGAACCGGCUCCACCUGGCCUUCAAGCGGCAGGUGCCCACAGAGCAGGCCCGCGCCUACGCCGAGAAGAACGGUAUGACCUUCUUCGAGGUCAGCCCUCUGUGCAACUUCAACGUCAUCGAGUCGUUCACCGAGCUGUCCCGGAUCGUCCUCAUGAGGCACGGCAUGGAGAAGUUCUGGAGGCCCAACCGAGUCUUCACUCUGCAGGACCUGUGCUGCCGGGCCAUCGUCUCCUGCACUCCGGUCCACCUCAUCGACAAGCUGCCGCUGCCGGUGGCCAUCAAGUCCCACCUGAAGUCGUUCUCCAUGGCCAACGGGAUGAACGCCGUCAUGAUGCACGGACGCUCGUACUCGCUGGCCAGCGGCCCCGCCGGCUCCAAGGGCAACAGCCUGAAGAGGAACAAGGCCGUCCGGCCCCCCCAGAGCCCCCCCCAGAGCUGCACCCGCAGCAACUGCAAGAUCUCCUAGUGGGGGGGGGAGGGGCCUGAGGAGAGGGGGAGGGGCCUGCGAAGAGGGGAGUGCACCAGUCAGAGCAGAGCCGCAUGGGAGGGGGAUCCAGAGAAGGAUCUGGACCCCAGGCGGACUCUCUCCUGUGGGGUCCCGGGACGGGAGCUCCCCUGGACUGGAUCCUGGAGCCAGGUUUUGAAUGCUUUUUACGCCCCGUCCAGAGACGUGUUGAACACUAACACUGAACGCUGCCGCACCCUCACUUUGUUUAUUUAUUGAUUGUACAGAUUUGAGAACGGUUGUCAUGAUGAAUGAUUUUCCAUAAUAAAACAAUGCUCUCCAUGGA
This is a messenger RNA of Gadus morhua (Atlantic cod), 1953 nucleotides long. It is a transcript of the gene rab40c, whose product is annotated as RAB40c, member RAS oncogene family. The transcript has 6 exons. The coding region runs from base 789 to 1628 and encodes 279 amino acids. The record is from RefSeq and is a predicted model, not a curated record. Gene Ontology annotation, biological process: intracellular signal transduction. Lineage: Eukaryota; Metazoa; Chordata; Actinopteri; Gadiformes; Gadidae. Gene Ontology annotation, molecular function: GTP binding; GTPase activity.